AUAACGUCAGGUGUAACAGGGCAAUCGGCCCAAUUCAGAUGGGCCUUUCAGCCCAUUCUUCUUUCUUAAAUAUACAAAACAGCGAGUCCAUACAAUUUGAUGCUUUGAGAAAGGAAGAGGAGUAAGAGAAACCAGUUGCGUUGCUGAGAAAGGUCUCUUUUGUAUGGGAGUAUGCUGAAACUAGUUUCUGAAAUGUUGUGCGCUCGAGGAGGUCAGAAGAUGAGGCCUUUUCUAUGUACGCAAAUUAGUGGCUUGCAUACUUCAAAGCCUUGCUUAGCACCUAGAAGCUUUUUCGGGGUGGAAGAUUUCGUUGAUGAUGACAAUAGCCGGCCAUACACUUACCAGAAGGGGAAAAAAUCGAAGAACCCCAACAAGCAUGUUUCUUUCAAGCAACGGACCGUAGCUUACAUGGAACCGUUCACACUUGAUGUUUUCAUAUCAAAGCGCUUUGUUUCAGCCUCAAUCACCCAUAGAGUUACAUGCAAGCAGGUUGCAGUAGCUGGUACAAACUCCAAAGAUAUCAAGGCAGUGCUGAAAUCACGAAGUGAUAUUCCUGCGUGCUUAUCUGUCGGCCAGAUUUUGGCCGACAGGGCAAGAGAGGCUGAUGUCUACACCGCUUCUUAUACUCCUAGAGAUAGGGACAAAUUCGAAGGUAAAAUUAGAGCAGUUGUUCAGUCCCUCAUUGAUAAUGGUAUCGACAUCAAAGUUUAUCUUGACUGAAAAAGGUACUAUGGCUACCCAUAGUAUCCAAAAAUAUUAAACCACCUCAAAGUUAAGAACCCUUAAUCGAGUCUACUUGAUAUUUCUUUUAGUCUUUGAUUUUCAUAAGCCCCUCAUUGUGUAGAAGACUGGCUUACUCACUUCUUUUGAUUGAUUGGUUGACCUACGCCAUCUUUACUAGAGAAGACUAAGUAGCGCGGAGCCUUGACCUGAAUUGGAUAUAUGUAUCCAAUCUUGCUGCUUAUGCCUGGAUAGUAUUAUCAUUGUGCGUUUUCAUCUUUUGUUCCGCUGUCAUCAUCAGAAGCUCCAAGGACCAACACAGCUAGGGAGCAAUAUCAGAGGCUUACUAGUGCAUCAUCCCCUAUGUACAUAACUACCAAUACAACUGUACGGCUCGGUGUACGACUGUUGAACUUGAUUUGGAAGGAUGAAGUGGGUUUACACAUUUUUGUUUCUUUUAUUGACAAAAUGUUACCUUAGUUAAUGUAGCAAGUAAGAUUGUGAGGAAGAAUGUAAAUCAAUUAGGAAGAAUGGAGUUCUAUCUAUUGCACUUUUUCUAUCCAAUUUUAAAUGUAUGUGUUUGGCUGAACAUACAAUUUAAGAUGUGAAUUUAAUAUUAUAUUAUAUUAGUAAUA
Lycium ferocissimum is the source of this 1355-nucleotide messenger RNA. RefSeq lists its product as uncharacterized. The transcript is spliced from 3 exons. Bases 172 to 720 code for a protein of 182 amino acids. Gene Ontology annotation, cellular component: ribosome. Gene Ontology annotation, molecular function: structural constituent of ribosome; 5S rRNA binding. Lineage: Eukaryota; Viridiplantae; Streptophyta; Magnoliopsida; Solanales; Solanaceae. Gene Ontology annotation, biological process: translation. The record is from RefSeq and is a predicted model, not a curated record.